Staurois parvus is the source of this 465-nucleotide messenger RNA. The record is from the annotation of a GenBank genome assembly. NCBI's taxonomy places the organism in Eukaryota, Metazoa, Chordata, Amphibia, Anura, Ranidae.
CACAGCUGAUCAUAUGUAAACAGGGAAAUGCCGGUAGGGGAGAGCCAGUAAUCGGCAUUCCUCGGAGGGGACAUGUACACAGAUCAUAAGAGCACUGAUGAUCAGUCAGUGCCACAUUUCAGUGCCCAUCAGUGCCACAUCAAUGCCACAUAUCAGUGCCCAUCUGAGCUGCCUUUCAGUGCCACCUAUCAAUGCCAGUCAGUGCCACCUAUCAAUGCCAGUCAGUGCCACCUAUCAGUGCCAGUCAGUGCAGCCUAUCAGUGUUCAUCAGUACCGCCUAUCAGUGCCCGUCAGUGCUGCCUAACAGUGCCAGUUAGUGCUGCCUAUCAGUGCCAUAUAUGAGUGCUGCCUUUCAGUGCCCAUCAGUGAUGCCUGUCAAUGCCCAUCAGUGCCACCUACCAGUGCCUCCUCAUCAGUGCAGCCUAUCAGUGCCCAUCACUGCAGCCUCAUUAGUGCACAUCAGUG